CCCAGAGGUAUCCUGAAAGAAAGUUCAGUAACGAUUUGCUUGAACUCGAAGUCUUUGUGUGGCUUUGUCGACAAUCGCCGGAUUAGCUCCGCUCAUAAUGAGGACAUGCGGAGUGCAGCAGACAGCGCGAUCUUUCUUAUGAUGCUUCAACAGUCACGAAUGAUUGCGCUGACUAUAGGCCGCAGCGUCAAUGAGUCAAAACGAUCCGCUUCUUGCGUUGCCGAUGGUGGCAGUGCGGGAUGGUGGUAUUCUUUUCGGCGUCAGUGGUUCCUCUGCAGCGGCUUCGGAUGGUGAGUGGGUGACACCUGGCGAGAAGAGUCAGUUCUCCUUGGCCGAAGACGACUCAGUGAGGCAGCCAACGAGGCUCAAAGAAUCACCCUCGACCCAGGACGAUGUCGAGCCGACCAAAACAGCCGCAAUGCGAACGGUCACAACGCAGCUUUCACAGUGCUCAAUCACGCUCACUGCUGCCCAUCCCGGUGUCACCAUGAUCGGCGAGACGAUUGAUGGCUCACAUGUCAACCUGUUUUGCGACAUCAAUCCCCAGAUAUCAUGCUGGAACAUGGCCACAAAUUGUUCGAUCAUCCCCAUAAUGUUCCUCAUGGUGUACGCUUGUCUACAUCACUUUUCAUGGCGCUUUAAAUCGAAGAAUGAAACCGAACAAGCCGUCGAAGCUCGUGGGAGCCAAAAGUCGGCCCAAGACGAUAGCUGCAGGUCUCAAAGUCGGCCAGGAGAUGUUGCAGCUGAAAGAGCAAUGAAUCGGACUGUGUUCGAUGAAGUGGUAAAUGCUGCAAGUCGCCGAUUGCGAGAAAGGAAAGCUCAGCCAUGGGCAAAUAUCAGCCCCCAAGAGCUCUCUGUAGGAGUGUUGGCAGUCUUGCAAGGCCUGAACGACGUCGUGAUGCCUGCCAGCAAGCCUAUUGAAGUGGCCGAAUCCGACGAUGUCAACAAACUCGCCCGAAAACCCACGUCUGCUGGCGACGCUGGCCCCGUCACAGCCGCUGAAACUACCAGAGAAGUGUCAGAGCCGGGCAGUUCAAGCAGUCGUGGCCGCUUCGUUGAGCCGGAUAGCAACGACGAACCAGCUCCUCCCCAGCUCCAAGAUGCAGAUGACCAAGCCAGCAGGCCUCAGCAUCGAGCAUCUGAGCUGCACACAACUUCAAAAAUUAGCUCGAAUCCGCAGCAAAGGCCAGAGUCUCGGCUCGACGACGACAAUAAUGCAACUGUCCGAGAGGAACGGGAAAUAGAGAAUGCGGACACUGGUGGGCAUGAGUCUCCUUUAGAGCGCGAUGUCGAUCUGCAACCCGAGCAGAACACGGCCAGCGAUGAACACAGUCCGGCGACUCAGAGCAGCCACAUCCCGGUCAAUGUUCCUAGAAGCAGUCCGAACGCUGCCAUGCCCGAAGCGCACCUUAGCAGUACCCUCGACAGAUCGCUUCGAAAUGGAAAUGUCCACGACCGCAAUGAUGCGACAAGUGCUGGCCAUCGAACCGACGCGCCGCAUCCAGCAGAUCAGGGUGAUGUAGUAACAUCAAUCGAGCCGGCAGAUUUGAUAGAGACGUUGUCGUUCGAUGAGCAACGGCGCGAGUCGGCAGCCGCAAUUUGGGCACCUUCCAGUGAUCCGCACGUGGUGUUGCCGAAGGAGACCGCGAUGGCCGGUCGUUCGAUGUCAGCUCCCGUAUUCUCAGAUGCUACCGCAGCGCGAGAAGACCUUGAAACAGUCGUGGAGGCUGUUGCAAGGCAGAGAUCCGAGAGGAGUUUAUCGAAUCCUCUUCCUCUGCCCUCUCCACCGCCCAUGCAACCCUCGGUGGCGCCUGACAUUGGCGGGGAAGGCAGGAGAUCGUUCGAGGCAGCAUUUUAGGGAAUGUGUGCUACUGCGAUGGGGGCCCGUGCAAUUAUGC
Cercospora beticola is the source of this 1898-nucleotide messenger RNA. RefSeq lists its product as uncharacterized. NCBI's taxonomy places the organism in Eukaryota, Fungi, Ascomycota, Dothideomycetes, Mycosphaerellales, Mycosphaerellaceae. The record is from RefSeq and is a predicted model, not a curated record.